UCAGUCAGCUGCGCGAGAGGAUGGCGGACCAGAACAGGCAACUCAAACUCGCUGCAGCCAAGAAAAAGCUAAAGGAGUUUCAGCAGAAGACCACACCAUCUACAGGAAGUGCUGGACCAAAGAAGAAGAGGAAAGUCAAAGGGGGAGAUCAGCCUGACACACCUGCUGACAGACACUCGCCAGACAACGAUCAUGUGGAUGUGGUGAACUGGGUCUCUCAGGAUCUGGAGGAGACCAGCGCUGAACCUGAGCGUAACCUCGCUUCUGCUAUUAACACCGAGUGUGUCUCUGAUAACGCUGUCCUGCAGCAGAAUUCGACAGCCGGUUCAAACGGUGAUCAACAUCAUGUGGAAGAAAAAAGGCCGUUGUCAUCUACAGAGAGUUUGAGACAGCUCUCACAGCAGCUCAAUGGACUUCUGUCUGAAUCAACGACAUACAUCAACGGAGACAGCGGACCGCCAACUAUCAGUGAGAAAGAACUGGAGACUCGCAACCAAGAGCUGGCAGCUGCGCUGGACUCCAGCACGGUGACGAACACGCAGCUCACAGCCAAACUCGAGUCUCUGACGAAGCAGUCUCAAGAGCUUUCUGAGCAACUGCAGAAGGAGCGUAAAGAAUAUGAGCAGAAGUUUAAUAAAGAACAGGGCGCGAUGCGUGAACAGCUACAGGUUCACAUUCAGACCAUCGGCAUCCUCGUGUCAGAGAAAUCGGAGCUACAAACGGCCCUGUCUUACACACAGCAGGCAGCACGACAGAAAACAGGUGAGGCAGAGGAUCUGAACUCAAGGCUUCAUGCUAGUAAACAGCGAGUAUCUGAACUGGAAAGAACAUUAUCUACAGUCUCUACACAACAGAAACUCUUUGAGAAGCAUAAUAAAGAACUUGAAAAGGAGAGAGACAGUUUACGAUUAGAAGUCCUCAGAUUUAAGAAUGUGAGUGAAGAUUUGAGGCAGCAGAACUCUGAACUCUCUGAGCAGCUCAAGAUGAGAGUAAACGAGAACAACGGCAUGAAACUGGAAGUGGAUGAACUGCGAAAGCGUCUGGAGAUGGCCGACGUCAUGCUGCAACAGUUCUCCAGUCAGUCCGGUCCUCAGUCAGAACACCAGCAGGUUCAGCUUCUCCUGGAAGAGAAAAGCCAGAUAGAGACUCGCACCGCUCAGCUGAUGGAGUCAGUCGCUCAGCUGCAGGGAGAGAGAGAUCGGUACGCUGGACAGAUACAAGAGGAAGGACGAGUGUGGAAAGACAAGACUGAACAACUGCUGUCACAGGUGCGUGUGAUGUCAGAGGAGAGGGACAGCAGUGCAGCUCAGAUUCAAGAGCUGCAGGAUAAGAUCACAGAAAUGGAGAACGCUGCAGCUGUGAUGGGUAAAGAGCAGGAAGCUCAGUCAGUGUCACAGAUCUCAGGUCAGUCAGAAACUGAACUGGCACUUCAGGAAACCAUCAACAGCCUUCAACAGGAGAGAGACGCUCUCAGUCUACAGUACCAAGCACAGGUGCGAGACAACGAGCAGCUGAGUCGACUGGUUCAGGAACAGGAGAUGAGGCUGGAGGAACUGGAGAGACUAGCUGAGCGCGCGUCUGAAGACACUCAAGAUCGACUGCGCAUUCUGGAGGACGUACAGAGCGAUAAAGCAACGAUCAGCCGCGCGCUCGCGCAAAACAGAGAACUCAAAGAUCAGCUGGCCGAGUUUCAGAACGGCUUUGUUAAGCUGACCAAUGAAAACAUGGAGCUGACCAGCGCUCUUCAAUCGGAGCAGCACGUCAAGAAGGAGAUUGCUCGUAAAAUUGGUCAACUGCAGGAAGAUCUGCACAAUGCCAAAGAACAACUGCUGGAGAAGUCGCAGGAAGUGACAUCAGUGCAGGAGCAGAGAGAUCAGUAUCUGGCUCAUCUGCAGCAGUACACCGCUGGAUAUCAGCAGCUCGUGUCUGAACGAGAGCAUGUGCACAUGCAGUUCCUGCAGCAGGUGCAGCUGAUGGACCGACUACAGCACGAAGAGGUGCAGGGCAAAGUUCAGCUGGAGCAGAGUCACCUGCAGCUGCAGCAGGCGCAGGAGAGGUUGAAUGAGCUGGCCAGAGACAAUGAAGAGUUGAAGACUGAAGUGCAGGAACUGUUGAACAGCUCCAUGCUGAAUCCCUCACUCCGAGAUCAGGGUGAUGGGUUGGAAAGCCAGUCACUCCCAGAGAGCUUCCAGAAAUCCCAGAUAGUCAUUCCAGAGGACUUUGAAAGCAGGGAAGAGAUGGAGGAGUUUGUGCAUUCUGCUCUGACACGUCUAGAGGAAGAGCGAGAUGAGAUGAGCCAGCGGUUUGAAGAAGAGAGAAGACUUCAUCAAGCUGUGCGGCAACAGAUGACCGCCAUGAGCCGAGAGCAGCAGCAGCAUCAUCAUCAUCACAGUACACCUGCAGAGACAGGAUGCUCUGAUGGUGUUCCAGUGGAAGUUCAUGAGGCUCUGCGUUUUGCUAUGGAGAAGCUCCAGGAGCGUUUCACAACUGUCAUGCAGGAGAAGGUGGAUCUGAAGGAGAGGCUGGAGGAGCUUGAGCAUCGCUGUAUCCAGCUUUCCGGAGAAACGGACACUAUCGGUGAAUACAUUGCACUGUAUCAGAACCAGAGAGCCAUCAUGAAGCAGAGACACUUUGAGAAAGAGCAAUACAUCAACACCCUGGCCAAAGACAAAGAGGAGAUGAAGGCUAAGUUAGCAGAGCUACAGGACCUUGUGAUGCGUUUGGUGGGUGAAAGAAACGAGUGGUACAGCAGAUACAUGAGUGCCAUCAGUAAUCCCGACCUGCUGCCCACUGGAGAAGACCACAUUCACCCUGCAGAGAGACGCGAGGAGCUCAAUGGAGAGGACAGCCCAGCGAUUAUGGACAUAAGCUCGGCUGUUGAUCUUCAGUCUUCAUCACCUCGGUCCAGCACAGACCCUGAGGUUCAGUACCAGAGCCCUGAGAGACCAGGAUCUGGACCAGAUGUCUCAGCCGGCCCGUCUCUGAGACCCAAAGAAGACGGCACUGCCCGUCAGAUCAUGCAGCUUCUCCAGGAGAUCCAGAACCCUCAGGCCAGAACCCCUCCCUUUCUGGGUGAAAACCCCUGCAUCCCGUUCUUCUACCGGCCCGAUGAACAUGAUGAAGUGAAGAUCUUGGUGGUCUGAU
Molecule: messenger RNA, 3144 nt
Organism: Xyrauchen texanus (razorback sucker)
Lineage: Eukaryota; Metazoa; Chordata; Actinopteri; Cypriniformes; Catostomidae
Product: golgin subfamily A member 2-like
Exons: 27
Coding region: 21-3143 (1040 amino acids)
Biological process (GO): Golgi organization
Cellular component (GO): cis-Golgi network; Golgi cis cisterna; Golgi cisterna membrane
Molecular function (GO): protein binding
Source: RefSeq, a predicted model, not a curated record